AUGGUCGCUUCCGCCUUGGAUACAGUAACACGAGAGCGAGUCGCAAUCAAGAAAAUCUCCCCCUUUGAGCAUCAAACAUUCUGUCAAAGAACGUUGCGUGAAAUAAAGAUUCUGACGAGGUUCAAGCAUGAAAAUAUUAUUAAUAUCCAAGAAAUAAUCCGAUCCGUUUCCGUGGAACAAAUGAAGGACAUUUACAUUGUGCAAUGUUUAAUGGAAACAGAUCUAUACAAGCUGCUCAAAACGCAAAAGCUAUCGAACGACCAUGUUUGCUAUUUCUUGUACCAGAUUCUCCGCGGACUAAAAUACAUUCACUCGGCAAAUGUCCUUCAUCGGGAUCUUAAACCUUCAAACUUGUUGCUCAAUACGACCUGUGAUCUCAAGAUAUGCGACUUCGGUCUGGCUCGAGUCACUGAUCCUCAAACAGACCACACUGGAUUUUUAACCGAAUAUGUUGCCACGCGAUGGUAUCGUGCGCCAGAAAUCAUGCUCAACUCAAAGGGCUACACAAAAUCCAUCGACGUUUGGUCGGUGGGCUGCAUCCUGGCUGAGAUGUUGAGUAAUCGCCCUCUAUUCCCGGGCAAACACUACCUCGAUCAACUGAACCUUAUCCUUGCUGUUGUGGGAUCACCUUCACAAGAAGAUUUGCAGUGUAUUAUUAAUGACAAGGCUCGCUCUUAUUUGAUCUCCUUACCACACAAACCCAAACAACCCUGGUCCCGCCUUUACCCGGGAGCGGAUCCUCGGGCAUUGGAUCUUCUCGAGAAGAUGUUAACCUUCAAUCCACACAACAGAAUAAACAUCGAACAAGCGUUGGCUCAUCCGUAUCUUGAACAAUACUACGACCCGAAUGACGAGCCGGUAUGCGAAGAGCCGUUCACGUACGAGAUGGAGCUGGACGAUCUGCCAAAGGAGAAGCUGAAAGAGUUGAUUUGGCAAGAGGCUGAACUACAUCACACUCGUAUGCAAGAGGAGGCUGCCAAGGCUGCUGUACAAUAA
Messenger RNA from Ostertagia ostertagi, 996 nucleotides. The record is from the annotation of a GenBank genome assembly. NCBI's taxonomy places the organism in Eukaryota, Metazoa, Nematoda, Chromadorea, Rhabditida, Trichostrongylidae.